Molecule: messenger RNA, 2513 nt
Organism: Ziziphus jujuba (common jujube)
Lineage: Eukaryota; Viridiplantae; Streptophyta; Magnoliopsida; Rosales; Rhamnaceae
Product: transcription factor bHLH87
Exons: 3
Coding region: 552-1907 (451 amino acids)
Biological process (GO): regulation of DNA-templated transcription
Molecular function (GO): protein dimerization activity; DNA-binding transcription factor activity
Source: RefSeq, a predicted model, not a curated record
UUGGUUAAGAUAUACAAAAUGCUUCUCUGAAAUCUCAUGCUCCCCAUCUGCAAAAAAUAUACUCUUACACACCCACCAAACUGACCAAAAAGCCUUAUCUUUUUUUUUUCAAACCCCUCCAUUAUACUUCUUUCAACUGUUCGAAAUUUUUAUAUAUUUUAUUCAGCCUUCUCUCUCUUUCUCAUAUUAUACAGGUUCAAGUACCAAAUAUUACCAAUAUUUUUUUGUUGUGUGUAUUAUAAUAUUCUAAGAUUUGUUUUAAUUUCCUAUCUAUCUAUCUAUAUAUAUAAAUACAAGCAUGCCUAUCAACGAACAGAGCACUGUACCAAUAUUGGUUCUCCAUUGCAGCAUAAGUAGUUUUGAUGACAUCGAAUUAAAGAGAAGGUUGGCUAGUGAAAGUACCAGAUUGUACAGAGAGAAACAUAAAAGCUGAUUAUAAGCUGAGCUUUGAUUCUAGUUUAGCUCGUUUUAAUCCCAUUAAAUUAGGAGCAGCUGGAUCUGGAAUAGAGUUCUGAUAUAAGACUUUGAAUUCUCUUCUAGUUCUUUGAUAGAUGGACGGUUUGGGUUGGGAUGUUGCGGCAGCUAAUACAUCGUCUUUAUGGAGCAGUCAUCAUCAACAUGAUAAUAACAUUGACGAGAGUUUUCUGAUGUCCAACUCAAGUUCUAGUAUUCUGAAUCCAAUCCAGGAGCUCCAAAAAUCUCAUCCACCACAUGGUCAAAGAGUAGUGGAUGGAUUAGUAGUUCAGCAAAUCUCUUCCAUGUUUGAUGUAGAUGUUGCGUCAAACUUGAACAAUAUGCUUUCCAAAUCUGGAGCCGAAACGAGUUGGGGACCGACAACUUCGAUAAUAGCUGAUUAUGGUGUUACAGAGCGAUCCAUAUCUCAGGUCGCUACAGCUGCAGCAACUACAGCCUCUCUGGAGUCCCUGGAUUGCUUGCUUUCGGAUACUAAUAGCAACACGGAUACUACUGCUUCUGUUGAAGAUGAUGGAAUUUCCAUGAUUUUCACAGAUUAUAGAAACUUAUGGAAUAACAACAAUAUUAAUGGAAGAACUUCAGCUGCAAGUGCAGUCUCGUCCGGUGAGUCCGAGAACAAUGUUUCCAGAAGCAAAGAAAUGCAUUGUCCGGUGAAUGAGCUUGAUGAAACAGUUUCCCAAAGUUCAUCUGAAUUACGAUAUUGCCACAACUACCAGACCAAGUGCUCGGACACCACCACCACCACUACUAAGCCUAGUAGUUCUACAUUAGGAAGUAGCAGAAAUGAUCAAAUCAAUUUCAAAGCGGGAUCAAGUUAUAUUAAUCAUUUCAAUCUUCUUCAGAAUGCUGAUUGUUCCAAUACUGCUAGAGAAGGUGUUGGUUAUGGUUUUCAGCUAAUCUCGGAGGAUUUGCCAAAAGCCAAAAGACCCAGAUCAGAGAAACGUUCAGGCUCAUCAAACCUUAACUUCCAACAGCCAAGUUCAUCUCUUUCUUCAUCAAUUGAGGAACCUGAUCCUGAAGCCAUUGCUCAAAUGAAGGAGAUGAUAUACCGUGCCGCGGCUUUUAGGCCUGUGAAUUUAGGUUUGGAAGUGGUGGAGAAGCCUAAGAGAAAGAAUGUGAGGAUUUCAACUGAUCCACAAACUGUGGCUGCAAGGCAAAGGAGGGAGAGGAUUAGUGAGAGAAUUAGGGUUUUGCAGAGGCUGGUUCCAGGUGGGAACAAGAUGGAUACUGCAUCAAUGCUUGAUGAAGCUGCAAACUACCUCAAGUUUCUCAGGUCACAGGUUAAAGCUUUAGAAAAUCUAGGUCAAAAGAUUGACUCCAUGAAUUGCCCACCUACAAAUAUUGCUUUCUCUUUCAACCCAGCUUCUUUUGCCAUGCAAACCACCCAUGUCCCACUUCAAAACCCUAAUCAUAUCCAUCACUCUCAAAAUUGAAAAAAAAAUAAAACUAUUAAGAUAGGCCUAACCCCAAAAGAGACCUUUAAUCAUUCUCAUCAUCAUUUCAUUACCAAUGAUUAACACCCCCCUAGACAUUUUCUUUGACGCUUUUUAAAGUAGUAGAAAAAAGCUUUAGUCCCCAAAAUCCAAACCAUAAUUCUGUCAUCAUUGCAUCUUCUGUACUGAUCCAGAGUUAAUUAAUGUUCAAUGUUAAUCAUAGGGUUCCAUUACAAUCAUCGCAUCCACCAACCCAAGACCCCUAUCGCAAGAAAGAAUUCCCAAAAUUCUCUAAUUCCGCCACUGUUUUUACUACUUCCACCAUCAUGAUGCUUUUGUUUUUUUGUUUUUUUUUUUGGGUAAAUUCACGAUGCUUUUGUUUGACAAAGGAAGAAGUAGUAUAAAGAAAAGGUGGAACAAAUCUACUCAUGAUCAUAUUUUUAUUUGUAACAAAAGGGUUGGCAAUUAUAACACCUAUGAUUAUGAUCAAGGGCUAGAAAGUGCAUCAUCACUUUAAAACUUUGUUGUAUAAUUGUUUAAUGGGAUUUAUGUACUUAAAGCUCAGCUUUUUCUUGGAUAUAUCUUUAUGGGGUUUUUUUUCUAAAU